UUGGCUUUUAAGAGAGUACAGGACCAAUCAUUGCGUAGAUUUUUACUGGCUUCCGUGAAUGACAAUUCAGGAACUCCUGCUCAUGCUCACACCGCAUGUAGCGCAAAGAAGGAGGCGUAAACACUGACAGAGCUUUAUAGCUAACGAGGUUAUGGAGAUGAGCUGCAGCAGCGAGUGCUUUGGAUGUGGCCGCUCAGGACACUGGAUCAAACAUUGCCCCAAUGUGUGCGGUAGCGGUUCACGAGGACGUGGACGAGGCAGGGGACGAUGCAAGGCAGACAUGACCUGCUAUCGUUGUGGCGACCUAGGCCAUAUGGCGAGGGACUGUGACCAAACUGAAGAUGCAUGCUACAACUGCCAUAGGACUGGCCACAUUUCUCGUGAUUGCAAGGAGCCCAAAAAGGAGAGGGAGCAACUCUGCUACACUUGUGGCAAGUCCGGUCACAUGGCCCGGGACUGCGAUGCAAACGAGCAGAAAUGUUACUCCUGCGGCGGCUUUGGCCACAUCCAAAAGCUUUGUGACAAGGUGAAAUGUUACAGAUGUGGAGAGAUUGGUCACGUCGCAGUGCAUUGCACUAAAGCCAGCGAGACCAACUGCUACAAAUGUGGAAAGGCGGGCCACCUGGCAAAAGAGUGCACGUGCGAAGACACCGCAUAAUCGGUGCCCUCGGUUGCCCCUCCUUUUUUUUCAGAUUGAUGGUUGGUUGUAUUAUUUUUCUCUGAAUCCUCUUCACUGGCCAAAAGGUUGGCCAAUAGAGGCUAGUCCCGGGCCAGUGAGCCUCUCGAUAUGUAAUGAAAGGGGUGAAAAAAAUCUUUCUGCAUUCAACACAAAAUGUUUUAGUUUGGUAGCAGUGUUAUGUAUAAUGCUUUCUUAAAGGACCCCCAGCCCCUUUCCAAGCCACUGGUGAUCAGAGAUGAAUCAAUGGGACUAAACAUGGGAAUCUGUAGGACCUCUGAGCUCGUUGGAGUGAAGAUCUUGUCAAGAGAUAAAAGGGAGUAAACGGAAACCGAACUUCCAUGUAUGGUUAUAUUUUGGUUCGUUUUAGGGAGUUGAGUUGGCCAAGGGAGAAUGACAUGGAAACAUUUCAUAUCAUGAUGCAUUUCAGCACUACAUGCAGCUAAGUAGGCACCGAAAAUAUUUUCUCUUGCAAAGGAAAAAGCAUUUUGGAGGUAUCAAAGGAGCAACUUCUAUUACAGAAAUCUGUUUACAAUUUAAAAACAACUUUCAAGGCCAAGGUUGAUGUUUCCUUUAAAAUGGCCUAGGAAAUAUGUUCUUUUUACCAAGUUGAAUUCGAAACACCGCGUGCGGUUGACAGAACAGGUGAAUUUGGAGUUAUUUCGGAGUGGGAAGUUUUCACAGAAAUCAAAAAUGUUAUUUUUGUACAAUAUCACUUAGACUACUGUAUAAAGACCAUUUGCUUGUACUCAGUUUUUAAGUCGGAAGGAAAGUGCAACUGAAGUCCUAGAAAAUAGAAAUGUAAUUUUAAACUAUCAAUAAAGCUGGAGGAGCACGGA
Corythoichthys intestinalis (scribbled pipefish) is the source of this 1515-nucleotide messenger RNA. RefSeq names its product CCHC-type zinc finger, nucleic acid binding protein a (gene cnbpa). Bases 152 to 658 code for a protein of 168 amino acids. Gene Ontology annotation, cellular component: cytoplasm. The transcript is spliced from 5 exons. Gene Ontology annotation, molecular function: translation regulator activity; single-stranded RNA binding; zinc ion binding. Gene Ontology annotation, biological process: positive regulation of cytoplasmic translation. Lineage: Eukaryota; Metazoa; Chordata; Actinopteri; Syngnathiformes; Syngnathidae. The record is from RefSeq and is a predicted model, not a curated record.